This is a messenger RNA of Hyla sarda, 2429 nucleotides long. RefSeq names its product ceramide kinase-like. The record is from RefSeq and is a predicted model, not a curated record. Gene Ontology annotation, molecular function: kinase activity. NCBI's taxonomy places the organism in Eukaryota, Metazoa, Chordata, Amphibia, Anura, Hylidae. Bases 365 to 1900 code for a protein of 511 amino acids. The transcript has 13 exons.
GUGCGCUCUGUUUGGGGGUAAACAAAAGAAGGUGGCGUGUACCCAGCGUAUAUCAUGUAAACCAUCUCUACUGGAGGAAGCCCUGUGCUGGAGGUGGAGUCUCCUUGAGGAAGAACCUGUCGAGCAGCCAUAGGGACUAAUUAUCUGCAGUGCUGACUCUAUAUCACUGGGCAGAGAGAGGAAGGACAUAGCCAGAGCUGGACUCUGAGAGUGCAUUAUAGUCACUAGAGUAUAUAGGGCCAAAGACGGCAAAUAUUUAUGUAUCUAUAUACUCAGGCAUAGGGGACACAGCAUAGCAUGUCCUAUCUCCCAAUCCUGGAAUAGCAGAUUUCAUCAUUGCCUACAGUGAGAUAAAGAAAUUACAAUGGAGAAAGAAAAUCUUAUGAGUUCGCUGAGAAUAAAGGGCACGGAGGUGUCGCUGGCACUGGAACAAUUUACUCUGACCUGGAGCUUUAACAAGAGAUGGGCAUGCCGGAAGAAAAGGAUUACAGUCUCCAUUCCGGUAAAUGAAAUCGCCGCAGUUUGUCCGGGCGACAGCAAACAGCAAACGAAGAGCAUUAGCGCCCCCAGUAACCAGUUCACAGUGUAUCACGUGUCCCGCAUGUCUUCCCAGCGCUGGUCUCUGCAGUUGGUGACGUUCACAGCUCCAGAUGCCCAGGUGGCGCAUAGUUGGGUGCAGGCCAUCCAGAACAAAAUGUUCGAGCCAGGACACACAAGGCCAAAGAAACUUCUUGUGUUCAUUAACCCGUAUGGAGGACGCGGUAAAGCGUCAAGAAUUUACUACAGUAAAAUAAGUCCCCUCUUCCAGCUGGCGGGGAUUAAAACUGAUGUGAUUGAAACAACACGGGCAAACCAUGCAAGAGACUACAUCAUGGAUUCCGAUCUACGGACUUACGAUGGGGUGGUGUGUGUUGGAGGGGAUGGCAUGUUCAGCGAAUUGCUUCACGGGCUGGUGAGACGUACGCAGAGUGACAGCGGAGUUUGCGAAGACAAGGAGGACGCGAAACUGACGCCAUGCCACCUACGGAUUGGAAUUAUACCAGCUGGCUCUACAGAUUGUGUAUGUUUUGCAACAAUGGGAAUCAAUGACCCGGUGACAUCAGCUCUGCACAUUAUUAUCGGUGACACACAACCACUGGAUGUUUGUGCUUCAUACCACGGAGGACAACUGAUGAAAUAUUCGGUGUCACUGAUCGGCUACGGCUUCUUCGGGGACGUCCUAAGGGAGAGCGAAGACAUGCGCUGGGUGGGACCUAUACGUUACGAUCUAGCAGGCAUAAAGAUGGUGCUCAGUAACCGCUCCUACAGAGGGACCAUAGAAUUCCAGGAGGCCCAAGACAGCAGCUCCAGCCCAAGAGACAACACUCGCUGCCGGACAGGGUGUCUUGUCUGUUCCGAGUCCUCAAACAGAUUACGAGAGAUGACAGAAGACUCUGAAGAAACAGACUGUGACUCAGACACGUGGAAGAAGGUGACGGGUUCCUUCAUGGCGAUCAACAUUACUGGAAUGUCCAGCGCUUGUCCCAAAAGUCAAGAUGGCCUAUCCCCAACGGCGCACUUAGCAGAUGGGACCGCUGACCUAAUCCUGGUGCGGGAAAGCAACACAGUACAGUUCCUGAGACACCUAAACCGACACACUAACUGCAAAGACCAGUUCGCCUUGUCUAAUGUGGAGGUGCAUCGGAUCCACGCUAUGCGCUUCACCCCUGAGGAACUUGAUGAGGAAGAAGAAAUCUGGCAGCAGAAGAGAUUAUUUGUAUGCCCAUGUGGAAAUACGUUACAAACCAGCACGUGGAACUGUGAUGGAGAGAUCUUGGACUGUGCACAGCUCAGCGUGAGGGUACAUCACCAGCUCAUCCAAUUGUUUGCUCGGGGUAUAGAAGACACCUCAUGCAAAUGAACUACAGAUGACAAACCAGUGGCCAGAAAGACUGGCAUCAACUAUAUGCUGCGGGCACAGCAAACUCCGGGGUUGCCUGCUGGCCAGGCACUGCCCGACACCAGAAAACGUACACUGCCAAGCACUUAAUGUCUCUGCCAAAAAACUGCAUUUCCAGUCAAAUCCUGCCAGCUAAUAGGUUUAGGGGCCUUAUAAUAUUGCAGUAGUGCCAACAUUUACCCCAUAAUGGGGCUCCUAAUAGAGGAAAACGUUGUUAAAUUAUAAACAUUGCGAUACCACGACAAGCCUGGCGCUUGUAAGACAUAUUUAUGUUUGCACAGAGACAAGAUUGGGUUAAAGGAGUAUUCCGCUCCCACGUGUGUCUGGGUAGGACAGCUUGUAAUGACAGGAGAGGGUGGCUCAUUUUUGGGGAUCCUCACCAUUGUCCGGGUACAGACUCGGCCAGUCAACAUGCAUUACUUGAAUUGCUUUAGGCACUUUUUUCCAACCGGGAUGCCUCCAGCUGUUGCAAAACUACAACUCCCAGCAU